Schizosaccharomyces osmophilus is the source of this 3537-nucleotide messenger RNA. It is a transcript of the gene abo1, whose product is annotated as histone H3-H4 chaperone (ATP-dependent) Abo1. NCBI's taxonomy places the organism in Eukaryota, Fungi, Ascomycota, Schizosaccharomycetes, Schizosaccharomycetales, Schizosaccharomycetaceae. Gene Ontology annotation, biological process: positive regulation of transcription by RNA polymerase II. The record is from RefSeq and is a predicted model, not a curated record. The transcript has a single exon. Gene Ontology annotation, cellular component: nucleus. Bases 1 to 3537 code for a protein of 1178 amino acids. Gene Ontology annotation, molecular function: chromatin binding; ATP hydrolysis activity; histone binding.
AUGUCUUCAGACGAACAUGAGAGCAAGCCCGUUCCUGAGGAUCUUGAUACUGAAAUAGAUGAUAUCGCUCAGGAAGUAAAUGGAAAUACUAUUAAUGAAGAUGUAAAAGAGGAGGAGUAUCAUGAUUCUGGUGAAAGUGAGGAAUCCGAAGAAUCUUUACCCAACCAAGGAACUCGUCGCCGUCAUCGUUCACAGUCUGUCGCUGCAAAUAAGCGUAUUCACGAUGCUUUUCAGCAUGACCAGGAGGACUUUGGUAGCGAAGAUUUACAACCCACGGCUAAACGGAGAUUGAGAAAUCAUGUUGUAAGCGAUGAAGACGAACCAUUCGUUGCUUCGGAGCCAGAAGAUGAUUUGUCUGACACGGAUGAUUCGCUGGUUCAGUCAGCAAGAACACGAAGAUCUCUCCGACCAGGUACUCGACGUUCCACCCGCAUAAGAACUCAGAGACCCGAUGAAGAUUCAGACGAAGAAAUUCAUCGACCUACUUUGCGUGAGCGAACUAGCCGGGUUAAUUACAGUCUUCCUCUCUCGUUUCCUCAGGCAGAAGAUCAAGAAGACGAAGGGUCUUCAAUUAAUCAAAGCAGAAAGAAAAAGACUCAUUCUGAAGUCGCUGUUGGAAAUUUACUACGAAAUCAAGUCUCCAGUUUUAUGCCUUACAUUGACUCCAGUGGAUCUGAGUCUGAGAGCGAUACUGCCAAAGUAAAGCGUUCUUCUGCAAAAACCGUGAGGGCUUUAACCGACUCUACGAGUGCUGGUGGACCUCCGAACUAUGGCCGUGUAAAAGAAAAAAACGAUUUGGCUGAUUCAGAUCCUGUUGCUGUUGAUUCUUCUCUCUCAUUCGAGUCGGUUGGUGGUUUAGAUAACCAUGUGAACCAACUGAAAGAAAUGGUCAUGCUUCCUUUGCUUUAUCCAGAAAUUUUUCAAGCCUUUAACAUGCAGCCACCACGUGGAGUGUUGUUUCAUGGACCUCCAGGUACCGGUAAAACUUUGUUAGCAAGAGCGCUGGCCGCUGCUUGCUCUUCAGAAGAUAAAAAAGUUUCGUUUUAUAUGAGAAAGGGAGCUGAUUGUUUAAGUAAAUGGGUUGGUGAAGCUGAGCGUCAACUACGCCUUCUGUUUGAAGAAGCCAAAAGUACCCAACCAAGUAUCAUUUUCUUUGAUGAAAUCGAUGGUCUUGCUCCUGUGCGUUCUAGCAAACAGGAGCAGAUACAUGCUUCAAUUGUCUCCACUCUUCUGGCCUUAAUGGAUGGCAUGGAUGGCCGUGGACAGGUCAUUAUUAUUGGUGCUACUAAUCGGCCAGAUGCUGUUGAUCCUGCAUUGCGAAGACCCGGACGCUUUGAUCGUGAGUUUUAUUUUUCUUUGCCUGACAGAGAAGCAAGAAAGAAGAUUAUACAAAUUCAUACUCGAAGCUGGAAAACCCCAUUGCCAGAAUGGCUUUGCGAUUUACUUGCCGAGAGAUCAAAAGGUUACGGUGGUGCUGAUCUUCGUGCUCUGUGUACUGAAGCCGCUUUGAAUUCUAUAAAGCGAACUUACCCUCAGCUUUAUAAAAGUACAAAAAGACUGCAAUUUGAUCCUAAUACAAUUCAAGUUAAGGUGAAGGACUUUGCCUUGUCAAUGAAAAGUAUUAUUCCUUCUACAGCCCGCUCUUCAAUAGCUUUUAACAAGCCUUUACCUGUCGAGGUGAAACCCUUGUUGGAUGACAGUUUAAAUCGCGUACUUUUGUAUCUCAGCAAACACAUGCCUAUUCCUCCCAAGGUGAAUAUUUUGGACGAAGUAAUGUAUGAUGACCCUGGGGAAGACGAUUUUGAAUAUCAACAGAGGCUAGAACAAUUUGAAAAGCUAAGAAUAUAUAAGCCAAGGGUAUUGAUUUGUGGACAAAAAGGGUUAGGCCAGGUUUCCCUGGGACCUGCCAUUUUGCAAUAUUAUGAAGGCGUCCAUGUUCAAUCCUUUGAUAUGGCAGUUCUGUUACAAGACUCCACUCAAAGCAUAGAAACCUCCAUUAUUCACUUAUUUACUGAAGUGCGUCGACAUACGCCCAGUGUUAUCUAUAUUCCUGACGUUGACAGUUGGCUAAACAUCCUUCCUCCUUCGGCUAGUACUACCUUUUCGUCUUUGCUUGAACGACUAGAUUUUUCCGAUCAAGUGUUGUUCCUUGCGCUUUCAAAGAGUCCGCGAAAGGAUCUACAUCCUCAGCUUAAGGAAUGGUUUCCAAAGCAGUCAGUUAUUGAGUUGCAAUACCCCUCUCGCGAAAAGAUUGAGAAGUUUUUUCAGCCAAUUAUUGAUCUUAUUCGUACUUCACCUCAAAAAUUACCCGGUGGACUUCCAAGGAAAAAGAGAACGCUUCCUGAAUUGCCAUUAGCACCCACUCCUGCACCGGUGACGGGAGUUAAAACUACCUUAAAACAGACAAAACAGGCCGAUAUGCGGCUAUUAAAUAAGCUUAAGGUGAAAUUGAACGCACUCUUGUCUAGCUUACGUACAAGGUAUCGUAAGUUCAAAAAGCCUCUCAUAGACUAUAACGAUAUCUUUUGCGUUGAACCUGAAACAGGUCAUUCAUAUCGCAAACGAGAAGAUUGUAAUUUUGAGUUAGUUGACGAAGAAGUUCGUAAAAUCGAUACCAAUCAAAAGUUUAGUAUGAUGAGUUUAGAAGAAAUUGAAAAACGCGUUUGGGAUAAUUGCUAUUGGACCCCCAGAGACUUCGUUCGUGACAUAAAGCUCAUUCUCCGAGACGCGCUGCGUUUAGGUGACAGUGAAACAAUCAAGCGUGCACAAGAAAUGUAUGCUAACGUCUUGCUGGGAUUGGAAGACAUGGACGACGAACAAUUUUCUCAAAGAUGUGAGCGUAUGGCGAUGCGUGAAGAAGAGCGAAGAAAAUUAAGAGAAAAUAAAUUAAGAAAGCACUUGGAUGCCACGAAAGCUACUAUGCAGCUUCCCGAAGACCAACAAGAGCAAAAGAUAGAAGACUCUGCUGAGAUAAAUGAUUCAACGGAAGAACCAUCUGAUAUGUUAACGGAAGCCUUAACCCAUAUGCCAAUGGAUUCUAUGUCUAAGACUGAAGUAACGGAUGAUCAGCCUGAAGGUGGUUAUCUAGAGCCGUCGAUUAUGUCGGUCCCUAACUCAUUCAUUGAAAAAACCGACGAAGAUAGAGCUUCACAAGAAAAUAUUUCAGAGAAUGAAAAACAACCGAAUGAGAGUGCACUAAACAAUGACACCUCUUCGCUUAGGGAUUUCUCAAAGCUAAACGGAGUUACCGAACAUAAUGAUAAUGUAAUGCACGAUGAAAAGACUGAAAUCGAAAACACCGGUGAGGAGGAGAAGCUACCAGAACUAUUGCUUGAUGAACGGAAAGUUUUGAAUCUGAAGAAUUUGUUUUUGGACAAAUCGGAGGAUUUGACAGUUGAAGAAUUAGUACAAUUGCAUGCCACACUAUAUAGAAUAAUUUGGGAUACGAAGAGUAGUUGGGAUAGAAAUUCCGUCAUUGACAGGUGUACUAUUGCUUUGAUAGAACUUACGGAUAAUGAUCUAGAGUUCGACACUUAA